Molecule: messenger RNA, 1170 nt
Organism: Arachis duranensis
Lineage: Eukaryota; Viridiplantae; Streptophyta; Magnoliopsida; Fabales; Fabaceae
Product: syntaxin-22
Exons: 6
Coding region: 347-1117 (256 amino acids)
Biological process (GO): intracellular protein transport; vesicle-mediated transport; vesicle fusion
Cellular component (GO): SNARE complex; endomembrane system; membrane
Molecular function (GO): SNAP receptor activity; SNARE binding
Source: RefSeq, a predicted model, not a curated record
CCACGUGUACUUGGGUCCACGUGUCGGCAAGGCAUCAUAACGAAGUUUCGCUCCAUAACAGGCACGCUUCCAAUUUCUCUCUCUAAAAGUAAAGCAAUCAUCACAUCACAAAAUCUCUCUAUCUCUCUUCUCUCUCUAAAUCGGGUUCGGUGCUGCACUUUUAGAUUCAUAACAUCCCUAAUUCACCGAAUUCCGAUCGGUUUUCCGAGACCGGCAACAACUUUCCUCUUUCAAUUUUCCAAUUCUAAGGAAACUGUCUUCAAUUUUCUCGAGAAGCUUAUUUAGGGUUAAGCAGGCACGCGCGCGCAAUCCUCGAGAGACAGAGAGAGAGAUUCAAUAAUAUAGAAUGAGUUUUCAAGACAUCGAGGCCGGCCGGCCGUUCGCUUCCCGCCGAGGCAACAUCAACGGCAAGCAAGACCCCACUCAGGCGGUGGCUGCCGGAAUUUUCCAGAUCAACACUGCGGUCUCCACCUUCCAGAGGCUCGUUAACACCCUAGGAACCCCCAAAGACACCCCCGAGCUCCGCGAGAAGCUGCACAAGACAAGGCUGCACAUUGGACAAUUGGUGAAGGACACUUCAGCGAAGCUUAAACAAGCUAGUGAAAUUGAUCACCAAUCUAAUAUCAAUGCAAGCAAGAAGAUAGCAGAUGCUAAACUCGCGAAAGAUUUUCAGGCAGUGUUGAAAGAAUUUCAGAAGGCACAGCGUCUUGCGGCAGAGAGGGAAACAGCUUACACCCCAUUUGUUCCACAAGCAGCUCCAUCCAGCUAUACAGCUAAUGAAGCAGUUGCUAAUUCUGGUAAGAUGCCAGAACAGCGUGCCCUUCUUGUGGAAUCCAGAAGGCAGGAGGUGGUGUUUUUAGAUAAUGAGAUUGCCUUCAAUGAGGCUAUCAUUGAAGAAAGAGAUCAAGGCAUUCAAGAAAUUCAGCAGCAAAUUGGUGAAGUAAAUGAAAUUUUUAAAGACCUUGCUGUGCUUGUGCAUGAACAAGGAGCUAUGAUUGAUGAUAUUGGGUCCAACAUUGAGCAUUCCCAUGCAGCAACUGCACAAGCAAGAUCUCAACUUGCUAAAGCUUCAAAGACUCAAAGAUCAAAUUCAUCUUUGGUAAUAUAUACUGCGUAAUAUUUGCUUUAAGAUUUCACCUCUCAUAUGCGUAGUUUUAGAUGUUGGAUUUC